Salmo salar (Atlantic salmon) is the source of this 1164-nucleotide messenger RNA. RefSeq names its product transmembrane protein 205 (gene tmem205). Lineage: Eukaryota; Metazoa; Chordata; Actinopteri; Salmoniformes; Salmonidae. The record is from RefSeq and is marked provisional.
AGUGUUCGAUCAACGGGAGUUGCGAAAACAGUGUUUCCCUUCAGUCAACAUACCACAUCCAGAUUAAUACCAUGGUCACAGAAGGGGAGCCUACAGAUUUGGUGAAAGUGCUGCACCUGCUGGUGCUGUCCUUCACAUGGGGAAUGCAGUUGUGGGUCUCCUUUAUAGCAGGUUUUGCACUGGUGAAGCAGGUAACACUGCACACCUUUGGGCUGGUGCAAAGCAAGCUGUUCCCUGUCUAUUUCUAUUGCCUACUGGGCAGCAACUUUGUCAGCCUUGCUGUGUAUGCAGUCUACCACCCCAGAGAGCUGCUGGAUUGGCAUGAAAGCCUGCAGAUGGCCCUGUACUUUUUGGCAGUCAUCAUGGCAGGUCUAAACGCACAGUGGUUCGGCCCAUCUGCCACAGAGGUCAUGUUCAAGCUGCGGGAGGUGGAGCAGGAGCAUGGCCUGGGGAACCAAAUAGGGAUAGGGAGCCAGAGGGAAGCCUACACCAAACUCAGGGAGCAGGACCCCAAGUACAAGGCCUACAAGAGUACCUUUGGCGUCUAUCAUGGCCUGUCCAACCUAUGCAACCUGAUUGGGUUUAUCUGCACAACCACCAACAUAGUGUACACAGCUCUCAAUUUACACACCAUUUAGAGAUUGUGUAUAUGUGGUGUUUGGUGACAGGUUUUCAUAUUGUCUGUCAAUGAGUGGAUGUAUGUAUCAAGUGUCUCAGAGUAGGAGUGUUGAUGUAAGAUUUUUGAAUCACAAUAAAUAAUAUUACAUAGGUUGCUGAUCUGAACAAUCAGAUCAGCUCUGGAAAAAAUCUGAAAAGAUCUGAUGUGAUUGGUCAAAUGACCAAUUAGUGGAAAAAAAUAUCAGAAUUGGCUGCCUGUGUAAAUGCAGCUUUAGGCAUAUUACAUAUGGGCCUGAUCUUAGUUCAGCACUUCUAAUGAGACACUUGAUGCAUACGGCCCCCAAACAUAACGCUUAACCAUAUUUUUUAAAUGUGCCUUUUUAAUCUAAUUGUUUCACCUGUCAAUAGAAAACAUAGCACACAAUGUCAAAGGAUUUCAAAGUAUUUUUGGUCUUUCCCUUGUCAAACCGGGAAAGGAUGAAUGUAAUAAAGAUCGAUUUAUAUUUUUCAGAAGUACAUAAUUAAAAAAAGAAUAAUACAAAUGUU